Molecule: messenger RNA, 657 nt
Organism: Neocloeon triangulifer
Lineage: Eukaryota; Metazoa; Arthropoda; Insecta; Ephemeroptera; Baetidae
Gene: RpS30
Product: ubiquitin-like FUBI-ribosomal protein eS30 fusion protein
Exons: 2
Coding region: 182-571 (129 amino acids)
Biological process (GO): translation
Cellular component (GO): cytosolic small ribosomal subunit; ribosome
Molecular function (GO): structural constituent of ribosome
Source: RefSeq, a predicted model, not a curated record
UCACUCACUAGUAGGAGUAGGCGUGGCGCCUGGAGAUGCUCAACUGUUCGCGAAUCGCAUCACGUGACCUCCCUAUCGCCUCUUGUGUUUGUAACACGUGCACGAUUCGGCGAUUUCCAGAAUUUUCAGCAGAUUUCACCCCGGAUUUUAUGUGUUAAAAGGGCGGAAUUGCCAAGACAAAAUGCAGUUGUUUGUUCGCGGUUUGAGCACGCAGGUGUUGGAGGUGUCCUCAGAUGAGACGGUGGGACAGAUCAGGAGCAGGCUGCUGCAGGCCGAGUCCGUGGAAGGCGAGCUGCUGCUCAGUUGCGAGGGCGUGCCUCUGGAGGACAGCCUGACCGCCGGCAGCCUUCUGUGCCCCACUUUGGACGCCAAUGUGUCCGUCAAGGGAGGAAAGGUGCACGGCUCGUUGGCCCGUGCUGGAAAGGUCAAGGGCCAGACCCCCAGGGUGGAGAAGGGCGAAAAGAAGAAGAAGAAGACUGGUCGCGCUAAGCGCCGCAUCCAGUAUAACAGGAGGUUCGUCAACGUUGUCCAAGGCUUCGGCAGACGCCGCGGACCCAACGCCAACUCGUAAUGGCUUAAUCUAUUUGUAAUGAAACUCUUUUGAUUGGAUUGAAUGGAGAUGAGGCGGAAAAUACAUUAAAAUAAAAAAAAAAUUAC